AUGAGCAUCUUGAAAGGUGCCUUAGAGAGACUACUAAUAGAGGCACAUUCACAUAAACAAAAAGAGUUACAAGUUGUUUGUACUCAGGCUUUAGAUAAGCUUAACCAAGAAAUAGAAGCACUUGUACAAGCAGACAAAGCGAGCGACGAUGCAGUCCCAAACAUAAUACAAUCCACAUCCAAACAAGCAGGCGAGAGUGCAGCCAAUCUAAACACAGUAAAUGGUGAUGUUGAUAAAUCGGAAACUGAGGCCAGGAAUGCAUCCCCAACUCAGCCAGCGAAGGAAGCCGACGACAUAUCUAUAGCCUCGACUAGAAAUUCCAUAUCUGGGGUAUCGAUAAUAGGACGUCCAGGCGAAGACUUGCCUAAAAUACCCAUGGAUAACUAUUGGAAGCCAUUCCGUAUAGCAUGUGACAGUUCUAUACCCGCACCAAUCCGCGUAAUUGCCCUAGAUGCCUUACAAAAAAUAAUAGCCCAUGGUUUACUCAAGGGCUCGACUAUAAUCACUCCUCCAAAGAAUGCGCAUUUUCGAAGGGAGCGAACGGGCGAUCUUGGGAAAUUGCCUAAUUUUAGUGAAUCCAACGAUCUCUCACAUCUUGACAGCAAUUCCCUAUUUGAUGGCGACACUACUACGCCCGAAGGCGUUGCUCCUGCUAAUUAUAGUAAUUAUCCGAAUCCAGCACGAUUGAUCGAUGACAUUGUUCAUACGAUAUGUAUUGGGUUCAAUGGCCAGCAGACAGACCAGACAGUUACUUUACAGAUACUUAAAGUACUCCUUACGUUUGUUACUUCAGACACUUGUCAAGUGCAUGGUAUCAGCUUAUUAAAGGUUAUUCAGACUUGCUGCAACAUAUAUUGUUUUACAAAGAAUGCAAUUCUCCAGGCCACAGCAAAGGCAGAAUUAACACAAAUGGCUAAUUUGAUUGUGACUAGAUGCGAGGAGUAUGCAGUACAAUUGGAAAAUUAUGAAACAUCCAAGAGGGCUAUGAAGAAUAAUAAUGAAUCAAAUGGGGAAGAAAUUUCGAAACCGAAUUCAGUUGAGGUUGAGAAUGCGACAAGUAAACAAGAAACACCGCAGGCAUAUACCGUUGCCGAAAGUGAUUCAAAGCCUGUGGAAUCUAAUAAAAAUGAAGAUGCAAUCAAUCAUAAGGAGGAGGUUUCAAAUGGUAGUGUUGUUGAGUGGGCAGAUGCAAUAGAGUCACCAACAGGGAAUGUGGUAGACUCUUCCAUCAAGGAGAAGAGAGUAUCAAUUGAAGCUGACGAAGCGCCUGAACCAGAACAAGCGAACGAACCUAGUAUUUCGCAAAGUGGCAGUUCGGGAGUAUCGGUCACUAGCCCCAAUGUUGAUCAAGAAGAACCAACGGAAAGCACAGAGAUCAAUAUUGAUGAUUCAGAAUUAGCUAAUUUACCUGAAAAUAAAGGAUCCAAUUUCACCGUGGACGAAAUGCCUGCUGAACCACUGACAACGCCUGAAACGGCUCCGGAUCAAGCCUCAGCCCCAAACCAAAACGCUAUUUUAGAAGACGAUCAACCAAAUACAAAAGUAUUGCCGAUUGAAGCCAAAUUGCUACAACGAAAUCGCCCCCGUAAAUCCUCCUUGUCACCCAAAGUAGACCUGAAGAUAAUCGUCCCGCCCCUCACAGCAACAGUACGCAGAAAACCGGCACAAGACAAACCAUCGCAUCCUACUCGCGGUAGAUUUAAUACGCUAAGAAAAGAUCUCUACUUAGUAUUUCGGUUUUUUUGUAGACUGUCUAUGCGUACAGACACUGGUGGUAAUAUACAAAUUGAGGAAAUUAGUAUCCGAGGACGUGCCCUCGUCUUGGAGCUUAUUCUUUCGAUAUUGGAUAAUUCAGGCCCUGUAUUACAGACUGAGGAUGCAUAUAUCUCCCUUAUUCGUCAGGCAUUAUGCGUUUCAUUAUCGCAAAACGGCGUAUCGUCUAAUGAACAGUUGUUCGAACUCUCGCUUUCCAUCUUUUUAAUGCUCUUUCGACUCUAUCGAGCGCCACUUAAAAAAGAACUGGAAGUAUUAUUCGCUGAAAUCUAUCUGCGAUUUCUUGAUAUGUCUAAUGCGACGUAUAAACAGAAACAGAUGGUUUUGCAGGGUUUAAUGAAAAUAUGUUCUAAUCCUCAAUCAUUGGUUGACGUGUACUUGAAUUAUGAUUGCGAUUUAUCAAUGACCAGCGUAUUUGAAAAGACAGUGAAUACACUAAGUCGAGUUGCGCAGGGAAGAUCGAAGAAUGUAAGUGGAUCAGCUAUGGGAAGUAUAAUUGGCGCUCAUGCUUCUGGACUAUUGUUAGAUAAUAAAGCUGAUUUGAUUGCAUUACAAGAAAAGAAACUUAAAGUGCGUGGUUUGAAAUGUUUAGUAACUAUAGUGAGAUCGCUGGUUGAAUGGUGUAAGGAUUUGGAUUCUAAAGAAACCGGAAUUAGUCAGUCAGAGAAGGCAAAACCACCGGAAACUACUGAGGACAAAACUACCAUUAUUUUCUCAAAGCAUCCUCUUCUCAAUAUAUCCAUGAAGGAAUUCUCAACAGCUCAUGGCAAUAACAGUAGUACUAGUAUUGGGUUAUCUGAUUCAGAGGAUCAUCCUGCUCAAUAUCAAGAGAUAAUGACGCGUAAACAAACUCUACAAGCUGGUAUUAGACUGUUCAAUUCGAAACCACUGAAGGGAAUAGAAUUCUUCAUUAAUAACGACUUUCUCAAGAAUGAUACCCAGAGCAUAGUAUCAUUCCUUACUUCUACUCCGGGACUCAGUAAGGCAGCAAUUGGGGAAUAUCUUGGCGAAAGCGAUCCUGAGGCUAUAAAGAUAAUGUAUGCAUUUGUGGAUUCAUUAGACUUUAAAAGUCUCCAAUUUGUAGAUGCAUUGCGUACAUUUCUUCAAACUUUUCGCUUACCAGGCGAAUCGCAAAAGAUUGACCGCAUUAUGGAAAAGUUUGCGGAUAGAUAUUGCGAAAAUAAUCCUGACGUAUUUGCAAACGCCGAUACUGCUUAUAUACUAGCAUAUUCGAUAAUAAUGUUGAAUACAGACCAGCACUCUAUUCAAGUAAAGCGGAGAAUGGAAAAGUCCGAAUUCAUAAAGAAUAAUAGAGGAAUCAAUGAUAAUAAUGAUCUGCCGGAUAGAUAUCUAGGGGCUAUUUUUGAUGACAUAUCCGUUAAUGAGAUUGUUAUGGAAGAAGAGCAAAUAUCGGAAGUGGCAAAAACUGCGAUUAACAUAGCCAAUGAGAGAGAAAGACAGCAAAUGUAUGAUAAGGAAAUAUCACAAAUGCAAAAGAAGAGUCAGGCAUUGCUUUCUAGUAGCAGGCAAGAUCAGAAGACCUCAAUAUGGCGGAGUGCUACUCACUCGGAUCACGUUAAGCCUAUGUUUGUUAUUGCAUGUUGGCCAUUGAUGGCUACUCUUAGCGUUGUAUUUGAGGAGUCUGAAAACAUAUCAACAGCAGCUAGUAAAGGAAAUGAAUUUGCACAAGCUAAUUCAGAGGCUAUCGAAUUAUGUUUGGAUGGAUUUAUGGGCGCCAUACGUAUCAGCAGUGUAUUUCGUAUGGAUGUCGAGAGAGAUGCAUUUGUGUCUUCACUCGCUAAAUUGACUGGACUUAAUCAUGUAGAUGAGAUGAGGUCCAAGAAUGUGGCUGCAAUCCGUACUCUGUUAUCCGCUGCAAACGCAUAUGGUGAAGGUCUGCAGACGUCUUGGUUGAUUGUAUUAAAGACCAUAUCUGCGAUGGAGAGAUAUCAGCUCAUAAACAGCUCAGGUUCGGUGGUAUACAGUGCAGAGGACGCAAGCGGGCUAGAUUACUCGCCACAGAAUAAUCGUAAUUCUCUUAAUCAGUCAACAACGGGUGUGGUUAAUAAUCACUCUAGUACAUCCGCUGCCGUUCGUAAUCUCACGCGACGCGGUUCGUUGGGAGGUCUCAUGAGGGAGUUCCAAUCACAGAGUACAAUUAUAGCAAUUGACAGGAUAUUCACCAACAGCAUUAAACUAAGUAGUGAUGCUAUUGUACACUUUGUUAAUGCUCUUUGUACUGUGUCGCUCGAAGAGGUUGACAUAUCAAGGACUGUUCCAAGAAUGUAUAGCUUACAGAGGAUAGUAGAAAUAGCGUAUUAUAACAUGUCACGUAUACGAUUCGAGUGGACUCAGAUAUGGAAAAUAUUACAGCCUCAUUUCAAUACUGUUGGAUGCCAUCCAAAUAAUAUCGUUGCUACGUUCGCCAUAGAUUCACUUCGACAACUGAGCAUGAAAUUUCUCGAAAGAGACGAGCUAUCUCAUUACAACACUCAGAGCGAAUUCAUGAAACCAUUUGAGCAUAUCAUAAGAAACAAUUCAUCCCCGGCAAUACGAGAGUUAAUCAUCCACUCACUUAUACAAAUGAUCUCAGCAAGAGCGAAGAAUAUCAAGUCAGGAUGGAAGAGCAUAUUUAUAGUUUUUGGUCGUGCCGCCGGUGACGAAAACCCGCAGCUGGUCGAUAAUGCAUUUGGCACAGUUAGAUUAGUGUAUCAGAAACAUUUGGAUUUGAUUGGGCUAUCAUUUGGGGAAUUUGUCAAUUGCCUGGUUGAAUUUGCGUUUAAUGCUAAAGUGGAAGAGAUAAUAAACGAAUCCAUUAGAAUGAUGCAAGGAUGUGUCAAAUUAUUAGUAAAAGAUAUAGAAGAAGGCGACAAGAAGAAUCAGAAUAUAUCACCUACAUUCGCGCCAACGUCACCUACAACCUCACCAGUAACUAAGAAGAGACUCCAGCACAUAGAAGAAGAACAAUUCUUCUUUAAAUGGUUCCCUAUAGUGUCCGGUCUAUCCAGACUAGUCAUUGAUCAUGAUUCUCAGGUCGUAAGAACAAAGGCACUUGAGGCACUAUUCGACAUUUUAAGAAACACUGGCUAUCUGUUUGAAACUUCGUAUUGGAGUAAAAUACUAAAAAAUGUCAUCAUUCCUGUAUUCGAAGAUAUCAAAGAACCAGCACAAUUACAAUUACCCACAACGGGCGAUUUUCAGCGUAGAGAAGCGACCACCGAAAUAUGGAUACAAACAAUACGCCUAAUGGUAGAUUUGUAUACACGUUUUCAUGACCUAUUCAAAGAUAAUUCUGAAUAUCUACUUGAGCUGUUAGAGCUAUUCGUAGCUCUACUCAAAAGGAAAAACGAGAAAUUGGGACAAACCGGAAUACGGUGUUUCCAUAACUUGAUAGCUAGAAAUGGUUCACGAUUCGAUAGUUCGACUUGGGGGGCAGUGACGGAUACUCUAGAGAAGAUUUUCAUAGCAACCACACCAAAGGAAUUGCUCGAAGUUGAAAUAGCGGGUGUCAAUGAGAAUACGGACGUGAAACACGCUGGUCAUGUAAUCGUGGGAGCAUCUAAUCCAGUACCGGAUGAUAUAACAGACACUGGAGCAGGCGUCGGUGAAAAUAGCCGCCGCAACCAGCAUAAUCCGCCCGCAACUCCCGGGAAGGUGGACGUUGACUUUCCAAACGCUAUCAUCAAGUGUGCAGCUCAACUCAUUAUUAUUCAAUCAGUGAAAGACUUGGCGUUAACACAUACAGUAGCGUCAUUGAGUAAGGAUGAAGUGCAUUACCUAGCCCAGAUGCCAGCCGAAUAUCGGAAUCGAUGGUUAAGAUGUCUAUAUAAUUCAUAUCAGUUUGCUCACGACUUUAAUGCCAACCACGAACUGCGUCAUGCUCUAUUCAAGUCAGGUUAUGUACAGCAAAUGCCGAAUCUAACGAAACAGGAAACUCUGUCUCUUUCAGUUUUCCUAUCUAUUCUCUAUGAUUUGUAUCGUACGCUUGGCGACAAUGACCCCGAUCUGCUUCCUCCACUAAUCGAAGAAUCAACCAAAGUUUUUGAACGAUUCAUAGCGCUAUUGUCGGCUGACACUAUGCAGAACCAACAGCGCGAUAUUAAUAAUUGGUCCCCAUUGGUUAUUACAGUAUUCCGUGAACUAUGUGCCACACCGUGGGAGGAAUCCCGUGGAGUAGUGCGUGAUGAAUUUGGAGAGAUACAAGAGAGAAGCGGAGAGGACGAAGAUAUGGAAAAGUUUGAAGAAGCGAGGAGAAGAGCGACUAGGUGGAUUGGGUUGAGGAAGCAUGUGCCUGAAUUCUAUAGAUUGAGCUUGAAAAUGAUUGGCGUAGAUAGGGCUGACGUUAGAGAGUACAUGCAAGAAUUUCUAGAGAAAAUAGGAAAUGAGUUUUUAAAUCCAGAUCGGUGGGACGUAUAG
This is a messenger RNA of Paraglomus brasilianum, 6189 nucleotides long. The record is from the annotation of a GenBank genome assembly. NCBI's taxonomy places the organism in Eukaryota, Fungi, Glomeromycota, Glomeromycetes, Paraglomerales, Paraglomeraceae.